GCCUGAUGGCUCUGGUUAACUGCCCGGGCAUCCAGUGCAUAUGUCUGCAACGAUGGGUCUGAAGAAGAAAGCUCUGCGCUGGUUGCCUCGUUCCUCUACUACAGGCUCUGGCCUGGAGGAAGACGAAGACAGCAACGAGAGGAGCGGGCUCCUGAGGAGCCACCGGGAUCAGAACCGCGUCGUGCCGGUCAUGGACGUCGAUGAGCAGCAACCCAAGGCGUCGCCGGCAGCGGAGCCCAAGACCGUGGCCCUGAAGGUGUCGAUGCACUGCCAUGGCUGCGCGAGGAAGGUCAAGAAGCAGAUCUCCAAGCUGGAAGGAGUUGUGUCCGUCAAGAUAGAGCUGGGGAUCAAGACGGUGACGGUGGUCGGGAACGUGACCCCCGUGGAAGUCCUGGAGGCCGUCUCCAAGGUGAUCAAGUACGCGCACAUCCUGGAUCUGGCGGCGCCCUAGCUUAGCAUCAAUGCAGUGUCUGUGCUGAACUGGUGAUUGCGCUUGUAAAAAUGAUGAGCACCAAUUCUCUUUCUGCCGAGUCGAUCUGAAUCUUGAAAAGAGAGGUCAUAAUUUGUCAUUUGAGGAGCCAAUCUGAAAAUUAUUCCUUCUUGCCGCAUUUAAUCAUCU
Lolium perenne is the source of this 619-nucleotide messenger RNA. RefSeq names its product protein SODIUM POTASSIUM ROOT DEFECTIVE 3. Gene Ontology annotation, molecular function: metal ion binding. The record is from RefSeq and is a predicted model, not a curated record. NCBI's taxonomy places the organism in Eukaryota, Viridiplantae, Streptophyta, Magnoliopsida, Poales, Poaceae.